CUCCUCUACAGCGCGAGAAAGAUGGCGGAGCUGGACAUCGGGCAGCACUGCCAGGUGGAGCACUGCCGGCAGCGAGAUUUUCUUCCAUUUGCAUGUGAUGGUUGUUCAGGAAUAUUUUGCCUUGAACACAGAAGCAAGGACUCUCAUGGUUGUCCAGAGGUGGCAGUACUUAACGAGAGACUGAAGACAGAUAACCAUACUUCUUACUCAUGCUCAUUCAAGGACUGUGCUGAAAAAGAGCUUGUAGCAGUUAUAUGUCCUUAUUGUGAGAAGAAUUUUUGCCUAAGACACCGUCAUCAGUCAGAUCAUGAAUGUGAAAAACUGGAAAUCCCAAAGCCUCGGAUGGCUGCCACUCAGAAACUUGUUAAAGACAUUAUUGAUUCCCAAAUAGGAGAGACAGCAAGUAAACGACGGAAAGGUGCAAAACGUAGCGAAACAGCAGCAAAGGUUGCCCUGAUGAAAUUAAAGAUGCAUGCCAGUGGGGAUAAGUCAUUGCCACAGACAGAAAGAAUUUACUUUCAGGUUUUGUUACCAAAGGGGAGCAAAGAGAAGAGCAAACCCAUGUUCUUUUGCCACCGAUGGAGCAUUGGAAAGGUCAUAGAUGUUGCAGCUUCACUAGCCAGUCUCAAAAAUGACAAUAAUAAGUUAAUGGCUAAGAAAUUAAGGAUAUGUCACAGCACUUCAGGAGAAGCCUUGCCCUUGGUUGAUACUUUGGAAGCCUGGAUUACAAAGGAAGAUUGUCCUUUAUAUAAUGGGGGAAAUAUUAUUUUGGAAUAUCUUAAUGAUGAAGAACAGACUUUAAAAAAUGUUGAUUCCUACUUGGAAUAGUCAAAGAUUCAAACCAGAAGUCAGAAAGAAAAUUCUAUGUAUAUCUUAAGUCAA
This is a messenger RNA of Castor canadensis (American beaver), 882 nucleotides long. It is a transcript of the gene Zfand1, whose product is annotated as zinc finger AN1-type containing 1. Gene Ontology annotation, cellular component: cytoplasm; cytoplasmic stress granule. NCBI's taxonomy places the organism in Eukaryota, Metazoa, Chordata, Mammalia, Rodentia, Castoridae. Gene Ontology annotation, molecular function: zinc ion binding. The record is from RefSeq and is a predicted model, not a curated record. Gene Ontology annotation, biological process: cytoplasmic stress granule disassembly.